AUGCCUGGAGCAGCUGUUGUUGUGGUGGUGGUGUCUGUGGCAGCUGUGGCUGCGGUGAUGGUGCAGGGGCACCCGAUGCUGCACUACUACUCUGGACUGAAGCACCACGAGGAUGACCACGUUGUGUCGGUGGAGGAGCCCGUGGCUCAGACGACGGAGGAAGGACCAGCGAGCAACAACCUGCCGCCCAUUGUGUUUGUGCCUGGUUUGACCAGCGCCGCGCUGGACGUGGAGCUGAACAACGCGCCAUCCCUGUUUGGCUGCCCGCACACCACCGAGCCCGGAGAACCGCUCCGCAUGUGGCCUGCACAGAUUAACUCCACCAAGGACUACUUCUGCUUCCUGGAGAACCUCAAGAUGUGGUACGACCCGAUUUCGAACCAGCUCCACAACCGCAAGGGCGAGAAGGUAUUGGUUGAGGACUGGGGUGGCUUCGAGGGACUGCCGCUGUUCCGCAAGGUGUACACGCCGCUUGUCAAGAAAGGGUAUGUCAUUGGCAAGAACCUCUUUGGAGCUCCGUUUGACUGGCGCGGUCCUGCCCGCACAUUCCCGGACUUUUUCGCCAACAUGACAAAGACGAUUGAGUCUGCGUAUGCGCAGAACAACAACAGGAAAGUGGCCAUCAUUGCAGCGUCAUAUGGCCCGCAGUUUGUGCUUGCGUUCCUGCACCGCCAAUCGCAGGCGUGGAAGGACAAGUACAUCCACUGGUUCAUUGCAGAGUCACCCGUCUGGAGCGGCUGUCCUGCCAGCCUCCUAUCCUUGGUGUCCGGAUAUGACGUCAGCAACGGCACGCUCUCGCUCAUGUUUUCGCGCCAGGUUGCCAUGGAAACGGCGUCCUCCUUCUGGCUCCUCCCGCGCGCUGGCACCACCAACACCACAUGGGGCAAGGAUGAGCCCAUUGCGUUUACACCGAGCCGCAACUACACGAGCAGCGACUACAAGCAGCUCAUGACUGACAUUGGAUUUGGGUUCCGCACCCCCGCCAUGGAGUACACCGUCAACGACACAGACCUGAAGGACUUUGAGCACCCGGGCGUGAACACGUAUGUCACGUACGGCUACAACCUCGACACCCCAGGCACGUUCGUGUGGGACGAGGACUUUGUGCACAACAUCACGGGUGCCCCUCCGUAUCCGCGUGUAUUCAACGCGACAGAUACCGGUGAUGGCAUUGUUCCCGUUCGCUCGUCCAUGCGCGCAUGGCACGCCUGGCAAGAUGACAUGAAGCAGGCAAAGAAGACGCUGAUGUACAAAGGAUACAAUAAGCAGCAGCACGCGCUCUGCAUUCUCUCGACCGGAAGCGGCGCUUCGUGUUGGCACGAAGUCUUCCAGUGCGUGUGGUAG
This is a messenger RNA of Salpingoeca rosetta, 1344 nucleotides long. RefSeq lists its product as uncharacterized. Gene Ontology annotation, biological process: lipid metabolic process. Lineage: Eukaryota; Choanoflagellata; Craspedida; Salpingoecidae. The record is from RefSeq and is a predicted model, not a curated record. Bases 1 to 1344 code for a protein of 447 amino acids. The transcript has 7 exons.